Messenger RNA from Neodiprion virginianus, 2455 nucleotides. Its product is annotated as trimethyllysine dioxygenase, mitochondrial. NCBI's taxonomy places the organism in Eukaryota, Metazoa, Arthropoda, Insecta, Hymenoptera, Diprionidae. The transcript has 8 exons. Bases 580 to 1731 code for a protein of 383 amino acids. Gene Ontology annotation, molecular function: trimethyllysine dioxygenase activity; iron ion binding. Gene Ontology annotation, biological process: carnitine biosynthetic process. The record is from RefSeq and is a predicted model, not a curated record. Gene Ontology annotation, cellular component: mitochondrion.
AUUGACUAUAAUCUCGAAUUAAUAAAUAAACAACAGGCCGUGAACCUAUAUUAGGAUCAAGAAAUGAGUGGAGGAUAGUUCAUUAAUUCAAGUUUUUAUUGUAAUAACGCAGACCGAAUAUGUAUUUUUUUAAUGUUCAAAGUUAAAAAUAAGUAAAAUAUGAUAAUAGCAUAUCUUAAAUAAUGAAUUUCGUAUGAAUUAACGGUAGUUGGAUUUUGUGAUUUGAAAUUCUAUUCCAGCUAAAACUCUCUUUCGCUGUUUCCCUAUCUUCUGUGGAUAUAUUAUUCAAAAUCAUGUCCGAGCAAACUAUAUGCAUUUUAAUCUUUGUACUGUUUGCAAUAUAAUUAUUAGCAUUACGAUACAAAGUUUUAUUGAUAUUCUACACGCUUUGAUAACCCCGCCCAUGUGUGUCAGUUACACUUCCGAUAAGCAGAGUUAUACUUUUAGAGGGUCGCUGUCCAUUCUAAUCAUUUCCAACUGUCACUUCGUCGUGUUGCCUUGAGAAGCCAUAGAUCAACGUCUCUUUACACGCUUGGUGUGUGUGUGUGUGUGUGUUGAUCAUUUGUGACAUCUGCGUCAAUGGAAAAAGCAGAGAUUUCCGUAUUGAAGGAUGGAUUUCAACUCGAAAUCCCGAAUGCAGAGCCAAUCACAAUUUUCCACCAGUGGCUGCGCGAUCAUUGCAGAUGUGCCGAAUGCUACAAUGAUACAACGAAUCAGCGCAAGCUCAGUAUUCUCGAUUUUCCCCCGGAUAUAUUUCCUCGUGAAUACAAUCUCUCUGACGGAGUGCUCGACGUCAUUUGGGACGGAGGUCACAGAUCAAAAUACCAAAUCUCUUGGCUGGUGAAGAAUGCUAGAUUUUUGGGCGACAACCAAGAGCGAAAAAUCACCCCUGUUCCUUGGCUCAAGCUCCCGGAUGUUGCAAGGGUGGAAUCGAAUUCCUACAUGAACACGGACGCAGGUUUAUCCGAGGUUCUUUCGUCCCUGCUGAGAUAUGGAGUGGCGUUUGUCACCGGUGUAGAAGCUACCCUCACCGUUACCGAAAAAGUGAUAACCAGAAUGGCGCCUGUACAAAAAACUUUUUUCGGCGAAAUGUGGGAAGUUCAUAACGAGGAAAUUGCCGAUGCCAGUGAAGUCGCAUUGGAGACCGACAUAAAGCCGCACUAUGACACUGCAUACACAAGCAUCGCCCUUGGUGCUCAUACAGACAAUACCUACUGGUGCGACGCUGCAGGCCUGCAAGUUUUUCAUGGUCUGGAGCCUGCGAGAAUCGGAGGAGAAACGCUCCUCGUAGAUGGCCUGAACGUUAGUAUGCAGCUGAAACAGAGGUAUCCGGAAUCUUACGAGAGACUGACGCGGAUGCCGGUUUCUGCGACCUAUGUGGAAGAAGGUCAGCACCAUACGCACGUGGAUCCGAUCCUGAAACUCCACCCCGUCACUAGGGAGCUUUUGCAAAUCAGAUUUAAUCUCUACGAUCGUUCUGUGCUGAGAACUCUUCCUCGUGAUCAGAUACAGCAACACUAUAACGAUCUGCGCCUCAUAGCUGCUAUUGUGGCCGACAAAGAGGGGGAAAACCGCGUGAAACUUUCGCCUGGAGAAGUAAUUUUCAUUGACAACUGGAGAGUAAUGCAUGGCCGGACCGCGUAUUCUGGUUCCAGACUACUUGCUGGUGGUUACGUGUCACGUACCGAUUGGCGAAGUAGAGCUGCAGUCAUGGGUCUGCUUGAUAAUUGAGGAUGAUGGCAAGAGUCUGUCCUCAACGAUCUCUGGCAAAUUGUCUUCUAGGGAAGGUUCGAACCUUGUUGAUGUAGAGGUAGACGCUUUUGCCCGACGACCAUUAAUGCCAGUAGUAGAAUUCAAUUCCAUAUUUGUUUUUACGGGAAUAUCAGGCAUCGCUAAAUCUCCGUCAGUUUUUUCACAAGUCAAUGGCUGAACAGAAUUGUCCUCGUCGUUGUGUCGGUUUUCCAUUAUGUCAAUCCUGGGUGGCUUUUGAUGAAGACUGUUUGUACCUUCCAGGUCCUUAAAAACCACAACAUUUACAUGUACCUCACAAUAACUAGUCCUUUCAUAUUUUUGAAUUUUUUUAUAUCUGAAGAAUUUUUGCUUUGCUUCAGCAAAAAGCUAAUUUUAAAUGAAGUAGAUCAAAUUUUGCCAGAUUUAACGAAUACUGUUUAUUUUAUUCUAUAUUUAUAUCCAGUAGUGGUUAAACAGCACAUAAGGAUAAUGGAAAAAAAAAAUUGAAACGGAACUUGUUUCCCUGCAUCAUUUAACAUUUUGCAAUAUUACAACACCCAUACGUCUUGAAUAUUUUUGGGAACCAAUCCCAAACUGUCUAACAUUCCAGUCGCCUCGGAAUCCUCGGUAGGGUAAGCUGAUAUCCUUUUACAUUUGAUCAAAUGCGUCGCUGCAAAAGAACCGAAAGAUGUUAUCAGAAUAUAAAAUUGGAUAUAAAAAAUGA